Lachancea dasiensis is the source of this 903-nucleotide messenger RNA. NCBI's taxonomy places the organism in Eukaryota, Fungi, Ascomycota, Saccharomycetes, Saccharomycetales, Saccharomycetaceae. The record is from the annotation of a GenBank genome assembly.
AUGCACAAAUCUUUCGAACUGUUCAAGUAUUUGAAACUUUCGGGAGCGCUACGUUUACAGAACAUUCAAACAAGAAGGAUGCACGUCAAAGUUAUCAAAAUGAGAUGGUUGACUGGGGGCGUUAAUUAUAGUUACUUGCUAUCGAGCCAGGACAAGACCAAAUCAUGGUUGAUUGAUCCAGCAGAAGCGGUUGAGGUUUUGCCAAAUUUAAAGCCAGAAGAAUCAGUGACUAUUGAGGCGGUCGUUAACACGCACCAUCAUUAUGACCACUCCGGGGGCAAUCAGGCCGUGGUGAGCCGGCUUGUAGAGAGUAGCGGGCACGAUGUUAAAGUUAUCUGUGGAAGCCAUACGUCCCCUGGGGCCACUGAUAUCCCCAAAAACCUCCAGGAAUACACCUUGGGCGACUUGACCAUUCGGUGCAUUCGAACUCCCUGUCAUACACAGGACUCCGUAUGUUACUACGUUUCCGAUCCCCAGACUGGAGAGAAAUGUAUUUUCACAGGCGAUACACUCUUCACGGCGGGCUGCGGACGUUUUUUCGAAGGUACAGGCGAAGAAAUGGAUUAUGCCUUGAAUCGUAGAAUUCUGGACGGCGUUGGAGAACCCAACUGGGAUGGCACUAAAGUGUAUCCGGGCCACGAAUACACUAAGAGCAACGUGAAGUUCGUGCGGACAGCAGUUUACAAGAACUUGGGGGACAACGCAGCGCUGGACCGUUUAGAACAGUUUUGCGGUAAGAACAAAGUCACCACCGGUUCUUUCACCAUACAAGACGAGUUGGAUUACAACCCGUUCAUGCGGCUGGAUGACCCGUCGGUAAGGGAUGCCGUUGACGAUUCCCAAGGCUCGUUGUCAAGGGCAAAAGUCAUGGACCGUUUACGGAAGAUCAAGAAUUCCAUGUAG